Doryrhamphus excisus (bluestripe pipefish) is the source of this 2433-nucleotide messenger RNA. Its product is annotated as BICD family-like cargo adapter 1. The record is from RefSeq and is a predicted model, not a curated record. Gene Ontology annotation, biological process: vesicle transport along microtubule; Golgi to secretory granule transport. NCBI's taxonomy places the organism in Eukaryota, Metazoa, Chordata, Actinopteri, Syngnathiformes, Syngnathidae.
UGUAACAGAGCAGGCAGGUGUCAUGGUACCUACAAAUGAUGCUUCCAGUGUAUCACUUUGACUAGUGUGGACCAAGCAAGCGACAGGAAUCAUGAAUCGGAUACACGAGUGGGGCUUCACGCCCAAGCAAAUGAGCCUGGAGGAGGGCUUCUUCAUCGACUACGGCGAGGAGGAGGAAAUAGUCUCUUACCAAGACCCCGGUCAACUUGUGGCGGCUUUGAAACAAAAGGAGGAAGAGGUUAUUUUGGCAGCCCAGCUGGGGAACGCGUUGCUCCUGGAAAACCGACAGCUAAAAGAGCAGAGCGACAAACUACAUGAGCAGUACGCCGAUAAGCUGGAGGUGCUGGAGCAGGGCAGGCAUGAGCUACGCUUGAAGCUGGAGAACUGCCAGUCCCAGUGGGAGAGUCAGGUGGGCUACCUGGAGAGGGAUGUGAGGGAUCUGAGCUCUCAGGUGCAGCAUCUCGCUCAGGCCCUGUGCCAAGCCGAGAGGGACAAGACCCGAGCUCAGUUGGAGAACAGCGAGAACACACAGAAACUGAGGGAUCAGCUAAACACUGCGAUGGAGGUGGAGAGGGUCAUGUCCAGUGAAUUACAGAUGCUAAAACAGGACCGGCAAGAAAAAGCAAUCCAUAGUCGGCCUCAGGAUGAGGAGUUGAUCAGCGCCAUGAAGGAGCAGGUUUUGCGUCUCACUCAAAGGGAACAGGAAUUGGAGGAACGUUUGGAGAACCUCUGUCAGGAGAACACUGAGCUAAGAACCAACCUGGCCUCUUUAAACACACGUCUAGCUUUGCACGACCAACUCAACCAGCAGCACAGCCAGCAGUUAGCCGAAGCGCGACAGGAGGUGGAGCUGGCACGGGGCUGCUCACAGCGGCUUCAAGCACAGGUGGAUGAUCUUAUGGAGCAGGUGGCCCUCCAGGAAUCCAAGAGCCUCGGAGAUGCUUCUCUUCUGUCAGAGUUAGAUAUGGCUGACUUAUGCGUCAGUAAAGAAGAGCUCACAGAAGAACUGGGUUGUAUCCUGCAAAUACUACUGCCACUGACGCAGGAAGAGAGCAGUGUAAGCUGUUCUAAUGAUACAGAUCAAGAGGAGAGUUUGAAUCUUGUUCUACAACAGUUGAAGGCUGUGGCUCAAUCUCUGGUACAAGCGUCUGGGUCUGAGACUUCCCAACUGCGGCAGGAGAAUACUGAAUUGAGAAAUAGUCUGCAGAGCGUCCACGAACAGACUGAAGUCAUCCGACAAGCCAUCAGAGACAGAGAUGAAGCCAUUGCCAAGAAAAAUCUGAUGGAAGCUGAGUUGGUCCGAAGUAAAAAUGACAUGAUGUCUCUUAAUAAUCAAUUAUUAGAUGCUAUCCAGCGUAAACUGGAGCUUUCACAGGAGUUGGAAGCCUGGCAGGACGACAUCCAGAUCGUCAUCAACCAGCAGCUGAGGUCCCAGCAGCAGUCAGAGCAACCUCAGAAGAAGAUGACCCCACACGGCAUGUCCUUCUUUCGUAAGCCCAGCAAGACCGUUUUCCCUUGGAGUGUAGAUGCCAAUCAGGACAAGGUCCAGUCUCCUUGGAGGGACUGGUUAAGACGAGGUAAAGGAGUAUCAUAUAGCAAAUAAAACUGUACCUAAUGGCCGCUCAGGACAAGCGUCAGAAAGUCAUGGAGGGAAUCGUGUUUGGUGAAAUGUAGCCAUAAAGACACUGAACAACAGAGCACACUUACAUAAAGCUAGCCUUCUUAUACUGUGACAAACCUGCAAUCUUUUUUUUUCUUAUUGGGUUUGCUUUAAGAUUGUAAAUAUUUUGUAAAUGUUUGAAAUAUGAUGUGUGACAGAGGCAGCUGUAAGGUUUUGCUGACCUUUAUUACAAAACAGAUGGGGAAGGAACAAAAAAAAAUAUUAUUUUUACUGGAUUGUGCUUUUUUUUUUCUUUUUACACACAAGUUAAAUGUGCACGUUACAUUGUCGAAUUUUCUUAGUUUGUCAAGAAGUAAGUUGAGAGAUUCUGGAAAAAUUGUGCAUUGAAAAAGCACCAUUUUUUGUAUCAUUUUGUUGAUGUGGGGUUAUGUAAAAGAAAUACAACAUGAAAAGUCGUCUGCAGUUUAUGUAAUGGCAUCGCUAAAAUGGAUGAAAUAUUGAUUCAACUUUUUAAAUGUGGUCAUCAUUAGAUGAGAAUACACUUCCUGUUUAUCUUGUGGCAACUGAUCUGCAAAUAAUGACAGUAUCAUCACGAUAAUAUACAGGUAUGUAAUCGCUGCAUUUAUUUGAUACAAUUGUAAAAUACAUUCGAGGACUGUGGUGUUUUGACCUCUAUUUUGAUAUUAAUCAUACUGACACGAUAAGAUAACCCUAAGUAUGAGACGACCCCAAAAACUAUUCAUUUUAAAACCACGUUUUCAUUAUCAGUAAAAUAACUGAUAGGUCACAAUAAACUGAUGAUGGAUCAUGAA